AUGGUCUGGAAGGGACCCGCAGGCAGCAAGCCAGGCCCAGCCUGGAGACAGAGCGGCAGGUGUCCACUCUUCCUUAGUGGAGAGGGGAGGGUCCCCGACUGGAGGGGACUCAGUCGGGGGCUGUUUGGAAGGAGACCCGGGGCCGCCAAACCAAGCGAGAGUCGAGGAGGGCCCUCCGUCGGGAAGCGAAUCCUGUUCCCCACCCCGAGUCAGAGGGCGCGGCGCGCGCGGGCCCGGCCCCAGCCGCCCCGGGCCGAACGUUCCGGCUACGGCGGCAGCGGCAGCGGCAAAAGGAGAAGGAAGGCGCGGCGAGGGCACUGUUACUCCGGAACCAAAACGCACGGCACCGGAACCCCGGGAGCCGGAGAGAGGGACCCGCCUCCCGCGGCGCCAUGUUGGAUGAGGGCAGCUCCCGGCCAGCCCCGCCAGCGCGCCCCGGCGGGCGGGACCCGAGGAGCGAGCGCGAGGGGCGGAGACGAGCACAAGGGCCGGGCUAGGCUGGCCUGUCGGGAGGUCUCCGUCGGCCCGUGGUCGCCCGCGGCGACCGAGUGACGCUCCUUUCUUUUCCACACGCGACCUUCGUUAAAGGCAGCCGGGUGAAACCAUCUAGCAAACGAAGGACGAAACUAAACUGGGCUUUUGGCGGACUCCAGCCCAACUGUCUUCUUAAGAUUGCGUACUGUUUGCGGAAGCCCCAGAAAGACGAAACUCCGCCUCGCCUUUAUACCUACUUUGUCAAGCCCUUUACCUUGACGGCGUUUGUGCACCAAAUCAAGAUUUAUUUAUUUUGAGAGAGACAGCGAAAGAGCACAAGCAAGGGAAGGGCAGAGAGAGAG
Molecule: messenger RNA, 836 nt
Organism: Prionailurus viverrinus (fishing cat)
Lineage: Eukaryota; Metazoa; Chordata; Mammalia; Carnivora; Felidae
Product: RNA-binding motif protein, X chromosome-like
Exons: 3
Coding region: 1-552 (183 amino acids)
Source: RefSeq, a predicted model, not a curated record